AACAGUAACUGAGGAACUUAGGUGCUUGGCAGUUCUCCCAGAGGUUGCGGGAAAUCCCACUGUCUCCAUAUAUGGACAUCCUUUCUUUAAAUCCCUCCCAGCAUCACAAUACUGUUUAGUGAGAAAAGAAACUUGUUUAGUAUCAGAGCUAGCCAAUGAGAAGCCCCUAAACAUAAGUUUUCAACCAAUGGCAUUUCCAACCCAGAAAAUGAAAGUAACCCAGAGGGUACAAAAUUGAUGGAUGCUACCCAGCAUGGCUUGAGUGCAGAACUUGACAGAGAAAUCAGGAGUUAUGAAGCUGUUGCCAGAAAAUAUCAAAGUGCUUUAUUUUGCCUGUGAUUAUGUGGAGCCUUAUGUGGAGAUUAUCAGAGUGAAGGACUCCAAACGCCGCCUGAGCCUAUGUAGCUCAGAGGACUCAGAGGUGGAGGAGCCAGAAUACCAGGAGGAAGCUGACGAUGCUCUCCCUGUCCUGAGCGACCACAGCCAGCUGCUGGAUGACACCCACCUGAAGCAACUCGCUGCUCACAUGCCAGCAAGGACGCAGGGCUAUCCAUGGCAGCUGGCCUACAGCACCACCAUCCAUGGGAGCAGCCUGAACACACUCUACAGGAAUAUGGCUGGUCUGGACAGUCCUGUCCUGUUGGUCAUCAAAGACAUGCACAAAAAGGUGUUUGGGGCUUUUUCUUCACAUCCAUUCAGAAUCAGUAAAUACUGCUAUGGCACUGGAGAAACCUUCCUGUUCAGCUUCAACCCUGACUUUCAGGCAUACAGGUGGAGCGGGGAGAACUCCUACUUUGUGAGCGGUGAUUUGGAAUCUCUGCAAAUUGGUGGAGGAGGGGGUGGCUUCGCUCUGUGGCUGGAUGCUGAUCUGUACCACGGUGCAAGUUUUUCCUGUCCCACCUUCCACAAUGCGCCUCUCUCCACACAGGAAGACUUUAUUGUACAAGACCUCGAGGUCUGGACUGUGCAGAACUGAGGGAGAACAUCUAAAAAAGCAAGAUAAAAACAAUGUAAGAUCCACAUUUACAAAACUUCAAGACUUCAAGGAGUACAAGGAGGUUUUGUACAAAACCUGAUAGAGCAGUUGCUACUGUAUCAUCUGUGUACCUGGCUGAGAUUAGCUCACACACAGUAUGAAGCCUGUUCUAGUGGUUCUGGAGCUGGACUUUCUGUUUAGGCUGGUAUGAUCUGUGCCUGUUAAAGAGAAGUGCGCAGUCGAAAUCCUGUGAUCCAGGGUCCUGGUGCUUUAAACCACCGGCUACUCAUCAGUAGCCCUGACCUAAGCCCCGUUAGUAACUGGCAAUCAGAGCUUUAAGCUCUCUAUGCCCUCCUUUAUUUCUGGAGAGCUUUAUAAUACAAAGUUCGUAACACUGUUGGAUAAAAAGUUUGUAACUACUGUAAGCACAUUCAGCUUUGAAGGAUUUUUUUUUAUUAUUAUUUUCUGUCUAACAACCACGCCUGUUUGUGAAAUUUAAAAAUAUGUGUUUACAGUAUGUGUUUCUGUGUGUGAAAGUGUGAAUAUGUUCUAUUGGUUUCGUGAGUUUGGGGUUUAUGAAAAAUACUCGCUGCAUAAACAGCUAUAAAAACCUUAAAGACAAAUAAGUACAUAUUUAAUACAUAUUUAAUUUAUUGUAAAACCACUGUAGCAUAAUAGGACCCAAAAUAACAUUUCAAGACUUUAAUUGUACUUUUGAGUUUUUUUCUAACAUGAGAUCUUGGUUUUAAUAUUCUCCAUUUGAAAACAACAUCAACCAACAACAACCGCUCAGGUUAAAAAAUAAAAGUACAGAUUUGCACUAUAACCAACUUAUUAUAACCUAAGUGAUAUGCUCCAUUUGUGACAAAAGGGACCUCAACUGUUAACUGUCAUUUCUGUUGUUUGAAAAUGAGACACCUGCCUGUUUUUUUGCAUAGAUGGAUAAUAUUUUAAGGAAAUCUUUUA
Messenger RNA from Xiphias gladius (swordfish), 1942 nucleotides. RefSeq names its product nuclear receptor coactivator 7 (gene ncoa7a). NCBI's taxonomy places the organism in Eukaryota, Metazoa, Chordata, Actinopteri, Istiophoriformes, Xiphiidae. The transcript is spliced from 6 exons. The record is from RefSeq and is a predicted model, not a curated record. Gene Ontology annotation, biological process: regulation of transcription by RNA polymerase II; response to oxidative stress. Gene Ontology annotation, cellular component: nucleus. Bases 293 to 976 code for a protein of 227 amino acids.